AUGUCGAAAUCUAUGUCAAUGGAAGAGUCGUCGAGGAGUGUCGUUCGAAGUGGCAAGGGUAUUCAAAGUGAAGGUCUUGAGACAACGAAGAUAAAGGAAGGAAGCGUGUCUCUUCAAUACCCACUCCUGACAAAGACAAAUUACACGGUAUGGGCUAUGAAAAUGGAAAUUUAUAUGCAGGCACAAGGUGUUUGGGAUGCGAUCGAGUUAGAGGGAUCUGUCGAUAAGAGCAAAGAUAAGAUGACUCGUGCAGCAAUCUGUCAGGGCAUAAGUGAGGAGACCCUGUUACAGAUAGGAGUAAAAAGAACGGCAAAAGAAGCAUGGGAUGCCUUAAAGAUGUUGAAUCAUGGUGCGGAUAAAGUAAAGGAGGUCAAAGCACAAUCGCUACGAUGGGAGCUCGAAGGACUCAAAAUGGAAGAGAGCGAGUCGGUGGAUGAGUUCACCGGAAGAGUAUCAACGAUAAUUAACAAAUUAAAAGCUUUGGGAGAAAGCGUCAACGAAGGUCUAUCGAGGAAAUUACCGGAUCACUUAAGGCGCAUGAGGAACGGUUAA
This is a messenger RNA of Tarenaya hassleriana, 552 nucleotides long. RefSeq lists its product as uncharacterized. Bases 1 to 552 code for a protein of 183 amino acids. The record is from RefSeq and is a predicted model, not a curated record. NCBI's taxonomy places the organism in Eukaryota, Viridiplantae, Streptophyta, Magnoliopsida, Brassicales, Cleomaceae. The transcript has 2 exons.